This is a messenger RNA of Centruroides sculpturatus (bark scorpion), 1682 nucleotides long. Its product is annotated as cytochrome P450 3A4-like. The transcript has 14 exons. Gene Ontology annotation, molecular function: oxidoreductase activity, acting on paired donors, with incorporation or reduction of molecular oxygen; monooxygenase activity; iron ion binding. The record is from RefSeq and is a predicted model, not a curated record. Bases 1 to 1596 code for a protein of 531 amino acids. NCBI's taxonomy places the organism in Eukaryota, Metazoa, Arthropoda, Arachnida, Scorpiones, Buthidae.
AUGCUUUUGCAAGUCACGCUCCCUUUAACAUUUCUCCUUUUAUUUUUGUGGUAUCAAUGGAGAAAAAGACAUUUUCAAGUAUUUCUGAAAUUAGGAAUUCCUGGACCUCAACCUAACGUAAUUUUUGGCAAUUUUUUGGAAGUUUUCAGAAAUGGAUUUAUAGAAACUCAUAAAAAAUGGAUUAAAAAAUACGGCAAAGUCGUUGGAUAUUACAUUGGGCUAAAGCCCGUUCUGCUAGUUACCGAUACAGACUUAUUGAAGAAUAUACAGAUAAAAGAAUUUCACAAAUUUCCGAACAGACCAUUGCUUUACGGAGAAAGAGUGAAUACAAAUGAUAAAAGACGGAUAAAUUUAUUAUUUUUAAAAGGAACAGAAUGGAAAGAAAUGAGAAGCCUAGUCACUCCUUCGUUUACUACAAGCAAAAUGAAAAUGAUGUCUCCUAUUAUGAAUGAUUCUAUCGAUACACUGCUUGAAAAUUUAAAUGAAAAAUGCCAAUCCGGAGAGACUUUUGAUGUUUAUACCCUAUUUAAACGUCUAACAAUAGAUGUGAUUGGACGGACGGCUUUUGGAAUACAGACAAAUGUACAGAAAAAUCCUGACGAUCCCCUACUAAGAUUAGCACAUUUAAUGUUUAAUUUCCCAUUUCAAUUUAUUUCUGCAUUAAUUUCGUCCGCUUUCAACCAUCUUUCUCAUGUGAUGCGCCUAUUUAGACUUUUUGGUGGAUUUCGAGCAAAUAAAGGGAGACACCCCGUAGAAGAACUAUUUGACAGAUGCAAAGUUAUUAUCGAGACAAGAAGAGAAAAUCCUUCGCAAAAAAAAGUCGAUCUUUUACAACAGUUAAUUGAUGCUGAAGUGAAAGAAAAUACUAAAGUAGAUGAUGAAUCCUUGAUUGCUGGUGAUACAGAAAAAGAAAAUAUGUUAAGAGAGAGAAUUGAAAGCAAUGAAGGCAAGAAAUCAAGACAUCUGACCACCGACGAAUUAAUUUCAAAUGCAUUCCUUUUUCUACUUGCAGGAUACGAAACUACAAGUACAGCCCUUGCUUUCUGCACCAUGAUGCUAGUUAACUAUCCGGAAGUGCAAGAGAAUAUUAGAAGAGAAGUAAAUGAAUUGCUCGAGAGAGAGGGAUGUCUUAAUUAUGAUUCUGUACACAAAUUACAGUAUUUAGAUGCCGUUUUUUCUGAGAUAUUACGUUUAUACCCUCCAAUAUAUCUAUUUGUAAACCGAGAGACCGUGGAAGACGCCCAAUAUGGCAGCUACAAAAUUCCUAAAGGUAUGGCGAUUCAGGUUCCUGUUUAUCUGUUACAUCGAGAUGAAGAUUAUUGGCCUGACGCAGAGAAAUUUAUUCCCGAAAGAUUCUUUCCGGAAAAUCGUAAUAAGAACAAUCCAAUGGCUUGGCAACCGUUUGGAUCUGGUCCAAGAAACUGCGUUGGAAUGAGAUUUGCUCAGAUGGAAGCUAAAAUGGCAAUAGCCAAAAUAUUAAAAAAAUUUUAUUUAAAACCUUGCAAAAAUACUGAUAAGCAUCCUCUCAAGCUUCAGGUUGGUCUUUCGAUAAUUCGCCCGAAAUAUGGAGUUCCAAUUAAAGUAGAAUAUGUAUAAUAUCUCAAGCAUUUUUUUUUGACGAAACGAAAGUUAAUAAAUGUCGUUUGCAAGAAUAAUUUUGACAGCAUUAAGUUACCUUUUUA